AAAAAAAAAAAUGCGACACCGUCCCGUUUCUCCAAUAGAAGUCAGAGAGCUUAAACCCUAAACCCCUUUCUCACGAUCUUCCCCUUUCUCCAGUAGCCAAGGUUUCAGUGUUCUAGAAAGAAGGAUGAAUAUCAACGUCAAAGUUCCGAAGGUACCAGGUGGUGGUGCCAUUUCAGCGCUGCUUAAGGUUGGGAUUAUCGGUGGGCUUGGUCUCUAUGGUGCCACACACAGUCUCUACAAUGUUGACGGAGGACAUCGUGCCAUUAUGUUCAAUCGUUUUAUCGGUAUCAAAGAUAAGGUUUACCCUGAGGGCACACACCUUAUGAUUCCUUGGUUCGAAAGGCCGGUCAUCUAUGACGUUCGCGCUCGACCUUACCUUGUUGAGAGUACAUCCGGAAGCCGCGAUCUCCAGAUGGUGAAAAUUGGGCUUAGGGUUCUCACGCGUCCCAUGGCAGACCAGUUACCUGAAAUCUACAGAUCCCUUGGUGAGAACUACAGCGAGAGAGUUCUGCCUUCCAUAAUCCACGAGACUUUGAAAGCUGUGGUUGCUCAGUACAAUGCAAGCCAGCUUAUUACUCAGAGAGAGGCGGUCAGUAGGGAGAUCAGGAAGAUUCUGACUGCACGAGCUGCAAACUUCAACGUCGCGCUUGAUGAUGUGUCCAUCACGACCCUGACAUUCGGGAAGGAGUUCACCGCUGCCAUUGAAGCAAAGCAGGUGGCGGCUCAAGAGGCUGAGCGAGCCAAGUUCAUCGUUGAGAAGGCUGAACAAGACAAGAGAAGUGCAGUUAUCCGUGCACAGGGAGAAGCCAAGAGUGCUCAGCUCAUUGGUCAAGCAAUUGCAAACAACCAAGCGUUUAUCACACUCAGGAAGAUCGAGGCUGCAAGAGAGAUUGCGCAGACCAUAGCAAACUCGGCGAACAAGGUGUACUUGAGCUCAGACGAUCUGUUGCUUAACCUACAAGAGAUGAAUUUGGAUGUAGAUGCAAAGAAGUAGAGAGGCUUCUUAAGUAAAAUCUCAUGUGCUUCAUGUCGUCUUUUCAAUUCCUCAGAUCCUUUGGAAGAAGAGUUCGAUUUGUAACCACUAAAAAACUUUUAAAAGUUGUUCUUGGAAUCACCUACCUCAAGGUGAAAAUGGGUCACCAUUAAAGAGAAAAGACUGAAUGAGUUAAUUGUAAUGAACUUGUCGUUUGGGGGAAAAAAAAAAGAGGUUUGCAUUUGGUUAAA
This is a messenger RNA of Capsella rubella, 1224 nucleotides long. RefSeq names its product prohibitin-1, mitochondrial. The record is from RefSeq and is a predicted model, not a curated record. Gene Ontology annotation, biological process: mitochondrion organization. The coding region runs from base 125 to 994 and encodes 289 amino acids. NCBI's taxonomy places the organism in Eukaryota, Viridiplantae, Streptophyta, Magnoliopsida, Brassicales, Brassicaceae. The transcript has 6 exons. Gene Ontology annotation, cellular component: mitochondrion; membrane.